This is a messenger RNA of Rhizophagus irregularis DAOM 181602=DAOM 197198, 422 nucleotides long. The record is from RefSeq and is a predicted model, not a curated record. NCBI's taxonomy places the organism in Eukaryota, Fungi, Glomeromycota, Glomeromycetes, Glomerales, Glomeraceae.
AUUUAAUUAUUUGUUAAUAAAGUAUAACAUUAAUUAAAGGUAAUAGGUUCGCCCUAGACUUUAAUUAAUGUUCGCUUAAUUAAUCUUAAUUGAAUAAAAUGAUAAUUAUAAGAUGAAUUAAAAUAUACACUUUUGUAAAGAAUAUUUCGUAGCGAGAGCUAUCGAAGUUUGGAAAUUAAAGAUAAAGUGGCUAAAAAUUGAGGAAAAUUUAGAGAAGUUAAAUUUAAUUUUAUAUCGUUCGAUGUUUUAUAUUACUAACGCUAUUUUUGUUGUGAACCAAGAAUGUUGUCGUUGUAUGUUGUCGUUAUAUGUAUUUAUAUGUUGUUUGUUGAUUAUGUUGUUUGUUAAUUAUGCCGUUGAUUAUUUGCUUGUUCGUUUGUUUAAUUCAUUCGUUUAUUCGUUCGUUCGACCAUGAGAAUGCC